This is a messenger RNA of Durusdinium trenchii, 1433 nucleotides long. Lineage: Eukaryota; Dinophyceae; Suessiales; Symbiodiniaceae. The record is from the annotation of a GenBank genome assembly.
CUGCUUUCUGAGUGUGCAGCCUGGCCAUUCCUUGCGCCAUGCAACAAGAUGGAAAAGCGGAUGCAGUGCAAGCUAUUGACAAUUGUCUGCGACAAAGGCUUCUUCGCAGCACCAAAGUCAUGUUCUUCUUCCACCGACAUGCCCGUCACAAGGACAAGUUGGGCCGGAGGUCAUUGGACUUGAGUGGAGCCAUCAGUAUGACAGCCGAUUUGGCCAGACACUUUGCAUUGCCUGAUGUAAUUUUCAGCAAUUUGCCAGAGACCUUUAGUAGCUUUGACUUCACUGGAAGUGGCAUGCUUUGCCUCGAAGAGACGAGAGUGAUGGUGAAGAAGACCCUGCUUCAAUGGCGCUGGGCCCUUUCCGGAGGGCCUGCGCAGCUGGAUGGUGAAUUUGUGACCAGCACACUGGAGGACGGAGGCUAUUCGGUUGUACGUGAGAUGGGUCGCGGCGGACAAGGCAUCAUGUACCUGGCGAGGAAAACCGAAGAGAGUUCUUCGUGGUUUGGGUAUUUGUCAAAUUGUGGCCAGUCUCAAGUACGCGCCACAUAUUGCAUAAAGUUCUACAGCAAGAAGAAUGCAAAUGCUGGAGGCUUGCAAGAAAUACUGGAAGAAUUUCACCGCAUGAAAGAGUUCGACAAUGUCCAUGUGGCAAGGACGUUUGAAGCCUUCCACGAUCAAGAUUUCGUUUACUUGGUGAAUGAACCGUAUUUUGGAGGCGAUUUCACCAAGCUGGCAAAGAGAGCCUACGACAAAGGAGUUGAGAUGCGAGAAAGCUGGUGGCGUGAUAUUUUUCGCCAAUGCUUGGAAGGUUUGGAAUAUCUGCAUCGGGAGGCCCAGAUGCACUGUGACAUUAAGGAGCCAAACCUGAUGAUACGCCACGAUGAUGACUUCACAAAACCGGAGGUUGUCCUCAUAGAUUUUGGCCUGGCGCAGAAUAUCUCCGUGAAGGUGACCGGCCUCAGCGGAACGCCAGGCUACAUUCCGCCAGAAACUUGGCGAAAGCAGCGGUGGCAGCCCCAGGGAGAUAUCUUCAGUCUUGGAGUGGUCUUCUUCCAGUUGAUGUCUGCUCGGGUGCCGAGAAGUGGCCUCGACAAAGUGCAGGGCAUCUUCCAGGAAGGCGCCAAGAAUGUGCAAGACGUUGGCCAACUAACUGUAACAUGCCAGCCACCGUGGAAGCUCUUUCCUACCCACUUGCGCUUAUUGACCGAGUUGGUCUCCGCCAUGCUGCGGAAGGACCCCGAGCAGCGUCCACGCGCCCUUCAAGCUUUGCAAUAUGGUUGGUUCUUCUCGACCUCAGAUCAAGAAUUGCCCAAGGACACGCUUGGCUCCUUGAUCAGUGGCUCGGCGAAAGCCUUCUUCAAAGGUGAGCUGAUCAACGAGCUCCUUGAGCAGCUUGGAAGGAGCAGUUUGCUGAGGCCCCGUUUGGGUUUGUAG